Myripristis murdjan (pinecone soldierfish) is the source of this 1813-nucleotide messenger RNA. RefSeq names its product cip1-interacting zinc finger protein-like. Gene Ontology annotation, cellular component: nucleus. The transcript has 16 exons. Gene Ontology annotation, molecular function: zinc ion binding; nucleic acid binding. Lineage: Eukaryota; Metazoa; Chordata; Actinopteri; Holocentriformes; Holocentridae. The record is from RefSeq and is a predicted model, not a curated record. The coding region runs from base 1 to 1527 and encodes 508 amino acids.
AUGUGUGAGCUGGAUGUUUACCUGAGCUCCACAGCACACCCAGCGAGUCCGCUAACCAGCCGCAGCGAGCUCAGCACACAGGCCAGCGUCAGCUCCGGCGGCAGGCGGAGGUCCGUCCGGAGAGCCGGCAGGUUGCGGCUGGAUGUUCCUCCGGCAGGAAACCCGACAGGCGGCGGCGGCGGCGGGCUGGGGGCUCGGCCGGAGAACCGGACCCAGAGCUCGGCCGGAGAACCGGACCCACAGGUCGGCCGGAGAACCGGACCCACAGGCCGGCCGGAGAACCGGACCCACAGGUGGGACAACUCCAUCAUGGUCAAACAGCAACGACGAACAGACAGCGUGACGCGGGUUCGAUUCCCUGUCGGCCCCGUCCAGACGAGGCCGCCGCCCCCCCUGCAGGUGCCAGUCAGGAAGUGGGCGGGGCCAGGAACAGGAAGUACCGAUGGCCGGCCGUGUUCCAGCACCACCGAGGAAGAGCGAGGCGAGGCGGGGGCGGAGCUAAAGAGAGCGAGACUGGACGAGUCGCUCAGAGCCGAGGAGGCCGGAGCUCUGACCAAUGGAGAGCGGCUCCCGGGGUCAUGUGACCAACCAGAUGGUGCUGCUGUUUUGUCCAGAGUAGCUCCACCUGACCAGCAGGGGACAGCAGAGCGCUGUGCGGAGAGUAGAGCAGCCGAGCUCCAGCCAGUUGGGUCUCUGAAGGUCACCAUCCAGCAGAGCAGUGAGAGCCGGGAGUUCAGACAGACAGACAGAGCUGACAGACAGACAGGUGGACUCUACUGCCACGUCUGUAACAGCAGCUGCUCCAGUCUACAGGUGUUUCAGCAGCAUAUGGCAGGAGCAGAGCACCAGAGGAGACUGAAGGAGAUCACACACUCCAUCUGCCUCAAUACACACACAGCACACGGCAGGGGGCAGCGGCCCGAAGCGCAGCGCUGGUGCGACACCUGCCAAUCACAUUUCAGCGGCGACGUCAUCCUCCACCGUCGGACCAAUCAACACAAGCUGUGUAAGCAGUCGUCCCGGCCCUUCUGCCCGGUGUGUAAGCGACACUUCAGGACUCCCAGGAAGUUUGUGGAGCACAUGAAGUCUCCUGAGCACAAGCAGCAGGUGCAGCUGGAGGCUCAGGAGGAGGAGCUCAUCACUGUGGACGCCGUCGGCUGCUUCGAGGAGGAGGAGGAGGAGGAGGAGGAGGAAGAAGAAGAAGAGGAAGAAGAAGAGAAGGAGGGGGAGGAGGAUGAGCAGGAGGAGGAGGGGGUGGAAGUGGUGGCGGAGGAGGAUGCAGGACAAGAGGACACAGAGGUGACAGAGGCAGAGGAGGAGACGACAGACGGGCAAGAAUACAACCCUCACACAGCGUAUGGAAGCAGCUUUGUGGUUCCUGUGUCCGGCUUCCUGUGUCGACUCUGCCACAAGUUCUUCCACCGCGAAGACACGGCGAGACAAACACACUGCAGGACACACACACACUACCUGAACCUGCAGAACCACAGAAUCCAGAGGAGACACUCACACACUGAUAAACACUGACACACACACACACACACACACACACUCUCUGCUCAGUGAGGAGGUGAAGAUGGAGAGGAAGCCAGAUCUGCUCCCACCAUCUCGCAGACCGUUUCCCACAAUGCAUCUGUGGUUGCCUACAGUGUGAUGAGUCACCUGAGCCUCGUCCUCCGGCUGCUGUGAGACAGUGUUGUGUCCAGCGGGGGCAGCACUGAGCUAAACAGCCUGCAGGUCAGUGUUGUGUCCAGCGGGGGCAGCACUGAGCUAAACAGCCUGCAGGUCAGUGUUGUGUCCAGCGGGGGCAGCA